Molecule: messenger RNA, 5230 nt
Organism: Diprion similis
Lineage: Eukaryota; Metazoa; Arthropoda; Insecta; Hymenoptera; Diprionidae
Product: fibril-forming collagen alpha chain-like
Exons: 30
Coding region: 223-5121 (1632 amino acids)
Molecular function (GO): extracellular matrix structural constituent; protein binding
Source: RefSeq, a predicted model, not a curated record
GUCUCGAAGCUAAGGAUGAUGACCCCCUCAAUCCCGAGUUCCAGCAUCUGCUAAAUAGAUGACACGAAGUAGCUCGAGAGUCUAGUUGCCCUCAGCCUCAGCUAGAGGUGGGUCAGCUCCUAGGCGCUGCUACUCUAGUGUGGCACUAAGGCAUCACCAUCAAGAGAUAGUGAAAAAUAACUCAAGAACGACAACGAGGAAGAGGAAGAAAAACCUCCUGUCAUGACCGGGAGAAGCGGCCGAACCCGGCUCCUUCUUCUGGGGAUUGCCGCGUUCCUGGUUCUCCUGGAAAGCACCCAAACCCAGGCGGCGAGGACAAAGAUCAGGCACCAUCGCAUUAGACCGAUCCAGGCUCAAGAGCCCGACAAUAGACGUAACGCCGACUACGACACCGAGUAUGAACCUGAGUAUUACGACAACUACGAGGACUAUGAAGAGCAGAUCAAGAACGAAACACAGCCGUCUCUUAGUCCUGUACCAGAAGAAAACCGUGGCCCGGCAGUAAGACCAACGUCUGGACCAACAUCACAGCCCUCGGCGAUAUUUGGUGAAAAUCUGGUCGGCCCGAGACCGCCUGGAGGACCUGGAGGCCCCGGAGGACCCGGAAGACCCGGAGGUGAAGUGAUAACACCAUCCCCUGCCGUAGUGCCUGAUAAUCCACGGACCGAUACAGUUCCGGACUCGACAGAACCACCAACCGGAGGUGAUGACAACGUUGGCUGCAUAUUCGAUGGGGUGUCCCAUGGAGCCGACGACCAAUGGAACCCAGACCGUUGCACAUCGUGCCGCUGUAUUCAGGGAAAAGCUGAAUGUUCCCAAUUGAUUCCAUGUCUAUCAGGCGGAAAUUGCGAUGGCGUGGUCUGUGCCCAAUUAUCCUGUGAGACAGAACAGUACAUUCCUCUGGGCCAGUGCUGUCCCAUAUGCGCAGACCCUGGACCAAUAUCAGGAGGAACCGCGCCUAUCCAACCAACUUUGCCGUCAGGAAUUCUCCCGGGAGAGAGCAAUCGGGUCAGCUCAAUUGCAGUCUCCGGACCAAGGGGAGAGGCGGGACGCCCCGGAGACAGUGGCCGUCAAGGCGACUCUGGAUUUCCGGGAACACCCGGCACCCCAGGGAUUCCGGGGCCGCCUGGACCCCCAGGACCUGCACCUGACGUGUCCCUGUACUAUCAACAACUCGCCUUGUCGCAAGCUGGACAAGACAAAGGUCCUACCGGAGCUGCUGCACCAUUGUACGGUGGUCCUGACGCGUAUGCUUAUAUGCAGGCUCAGGUUGGUCCCGUUGGACCACGGGGACCUCCAGGACCUAGCGGCAACCCUGGUCCUCAGGGCUUUCAAGGAAUACGAGGCGAGCCCGGAGAACCUGGACCCGUGGGACCAUCCGGUCAGCCCGGACCACGAGGAUUACCCGGACUUCCCGGAAAGGAUGGUAACGUUGGCGAGGAUGGAGAGUCAGGGCCUCAGGGUUCUCCGGGUCCUAUGGGUCCGAGAGGUCUACCUGGAAUGCCUGGUCUUCCUGGCAUUAAAGGGCAUCGAGGAUUCCCUGGUUUGGAUGGAGCGAAGGGAGAGCAGGGUCAUUCGGGAGAAAAAGGAUCCUCCGGUGGGCCGGGACCAAUGGGUCCAAUGGGGAUGAUGGGUCCAGCUGGUCCGCGCGGUGAGCGAGGACGUGAAGGGUCUCCAGGACCCCCGGGGAUGCGAGGAAUCGAUGGCAUUUCAGGGCCACCGGGAUUGCCUGGUGUACCCGGAAAAUCAGGACCCCCCGGCUUCCCAGGCAGUCCUGGUAACAAAGGGGACCAAGGCGCUCAAGGUCCUAAGGGUAGCCAGGGUCUCCAGGGACCAAGAGGUGAAUCUGGACGUCCUGGGCAACCUGGAGAAUCUGGACCAUCUGGGCCACAAGGAAAAGAUGGUUACCCGGGCGAAAAAGGGAGUACCGGUGCACCAGGGAUGCUAGGGCAACCUGGUUUUCCCGGAGUUCGGGGCCAGCCAGGGUUAGCCGGGAAUCCGGGAACUCCGGGAGCGAAAGGAAUGCCGGGCUUGCCAGGAGAAAGAGGAUACAAGGGUGAAAUUGGGGCUAAAGGUGACUCCGGAGCUCCUGGUCCUCGUGGUAUGCCAGGACCAACCGGUAGCGAGGGUAAAAGAGGAAAGCGUGGAAUGCGAGGUUCCAUCGGGGCCACCGGGCCUCCGGGUGAACGUGGAAUGCCCGGUAUUCGCGGCCUUCCUGGUCCCGACGGUGCUGUAGGGCCCAAAGGACAAACUGGAGAUCGUGGACCCGUUGGAGGAAGUGGUCCAAAGGGUGCGACGGGAGAUCCAGGGAGACCAGGUCUGCAGGGCUUGCAGGGUCCUCGAGGGUUAAUGGGACGUCCUGGUGCUUCAGGGAAACCUGGGAAUGCGGGAGAGCGAGGAAUUCAGGGUGCAGACGGAAAGCCCGGCGAUCCGGGACCACCGGGAUUACAGGGAUUACCGGGACCACUGGGACUUCCUGGAGACAAAGGAUACCCGGGAGAACCUGGAAAAGAUGGUGAGCCAGGUGCACAAGGUCCACCGGGGCCCAGAGGUGACUCUGGUAAGGACGGACCAUCGGGUGUACAAGGUCCUCCAGGUCCGCCCGGAAGCGACGGAGGACGAGGACCACCAGGUCCCGCAGGUCCCAGAGGAUUCCAGGGAAUGCCCGGAGGCAGUGGUAACCCGGGAAUUCCAGGCAAGGACGGAGAACCAGGACUUCAGGGUCCACAGGGACUUCCAGGUCCCUUCGGAAAUCGAGGAGAACGUGGUUUUCCCGGAGAGCGUGGUCCAGUCGGGUCCCCCGGAGCACCGGGACCAAGGGGAGAAUCAGGAUCUCAGGGCAAUGACGGAUUUCCGGGUGUACCAGGGCCGAAGGGGGAUAAAGGACACUCAGGAAUGCCCGGGCUAAUAGGAUUGCCUGGACUUCGGGGCGCUCCAGGAAUGCCCGGUGAUAAAGGAGAAAGAGGAUCGUAUGGGCCCGUGGGUCCCGAAGGGCCAGCAGGAAGAAUGGGUGAGCGUGGACCGCAAGGACCAAUGGGACAGCCGGGACCACCCGGCGAACCAGCUGAACGUGGAGACACCGGACCUCAGGGAGCUCCCGGUGAACCUGGCGCUCCUGGUAACAUUGGAGAGAGAGGACCUCAAGGUCCUCAAGGCCUUCAGGGCUUCCCGGGACCGCAUGGUCUUUCUGGGUUGCCUGGUGUAAAGGGAGAGCGUGGGUAUCCAGGGUUGAAGGGAGACCAAGGGAGCCCUGGAGCGACAGGAAAUCCUGGGGAAUCGGGACUCCCAGGUUUGGUGGGACUGACUGGAGCCAAAGGAGCUCGGGGCGAAGCUGGUGCCAGGGGUGAGCCCGGGUUGAUGGGUCCUCCAGGUUUGCCAGGACCAGUUGGAGCUGCGGGACAACCAGGAGCUCCAGGUACUCCGGGUCUCGCUGGGUUACCAGGGGUGAAGGGAAGCUUGGGAGACGUUGGUCGACCAGGCAACCCUGGGCCAAUGGGUAACCCCGGAAUGCCGGGAGUGGAGGGUAUGAAAGGAGAAAGUGGAUCGGAGGGGCCACCUGGUCUGAGUGGUCCACCAGGGCCGCAAGGACCAGCGGGAGAUCGAGGAAUGCCCGGACUACCAGGACCCGCGGGAGCCGUCGGUCUCAGAGGGAUGCGAGGUGCUCCAGGUGAAACUGGAAUACCCGGAAAACCAGGACCCGAGGGGCCAUUAGGACCUAGCGGAAUGUCUGGGCCUGCUGGACCUCCAGGGCCUGCCGGUGAUGCCGGCCCAGAAGGUUCUCCGGGAAAACAAGGACAACCGGGAAUCGCCGGAAGGCCUGGAGACAAGGGACCACCUGGUAUGGCUGGACCGUCCGGAAAUCCUGGACCGAGUGGAUUGCCGGGACCGCCAGGACAAUCUGGACCACAAGGACCGGCCGGAGAAAGAGGCCCGAGAGGAGAAGCCGGACCUCAGGGUGUCGAAGGACAACGGGGUGCGCCAGGUAAGCCGGGGCCUGUUGGUCCUGAGGGAAUGAAGGGAGAUCGCGGAGAGCCUGGACCAACCGGUGCGAAGGGACAUCGGGGGUUAAUCGGGCUUCAAGGACUGCAGGGAACACCGGGUUUCCAUGGGGAAAAGGGAAUGGUCGGACCUCCUGGUCCUCCCGGGAAGAACGGAGAGAUUGGCGUGCGGGGUCUCCCAGGUAGAGACGGAAGUCAAGGGCCUCAAGGUAUGCCUGGAAACCCGGGACCAAGGGGACCGCCCGGAGAUGAAGGACGACACGGAGCGACUGGACCACCGGGACCACCAGGACCCCCGGGACCCCCAGGAGAACUUGGUCUCGGCUACGACGCGGCAUCUUUGGCAGCUCUUCUGAAUGCCGGUCAGGGCCAGAGUAAGGGUCCCGACCCUCUGAGCGGUGAUGAACCACCAAGAAUAUUCGGCAAGGACAUCACCGAUGCAGAGCGCAAGGAACUUAUUAUGAAAGCAUACGAGCAGCUCAAGGCCUCCUUCCAGAAGUUCGUCAAACCCGAUGGGCAGAAACAAUCGCCGGCAAAAACUUGUAGGGAUCUUUUCGUCGCAUAUCCGGAAAAGUCGAGUGGCGAAUAUUGGAUAGACCCGAACGAAGGAGACCAGCGUGAUGCAAUCUUGGUUUACUGCGAUGUUGAAAGUCGGAAGACCUGCCUGUUGCCAAAACCUCCUCAAUCCCCGGAAAUCACGUACAUCGGUAACGAACAGGAAGUUUGGCUGAGUGAGAUGGAAAACGGAAUGCAGAUAACUUAUAAGGCGGAUACCAACCAGAUAAGUUUUAUGCAACUACUGUCCAGCCAUGCUGAACAAAACGUUACUUACCACUGCAAAAAUACUGUCGGCUACUUCGAUUCCCAAAGACGAACAUACAGGCGGGGGUUGAAGCUACUUGCGUGGAACGACGUCGAGCUUACACCCCGUGGUAACCAGCGGCUGCGGUACGACAUGAUACUAGACGAGUGUCGGGAACGUUCCCACCAAUGGGGCAAGACGGUGAUCAGUUAUCGAACGGACAAACCAGUUCGUUUGCCGAUACUAGACGUUGGCUUGAGGGACGUUGGUAAGCAGGAUCAGAGCUUUUCGGUGGAAAUUGGUCCCGUUUGCUUCAGAUAAAAAUUGAUUGAUGGUGAUCCUGUGGAAUUUGUUUACCUGAAUGACCGGCUUACCGCACAUACUUUUGUAUGAUUCUUUGUAUUUUGAAUACAUGCUAUUUGAGCACUAA